Molecule: messenger RNA, 1747 nt
Organism: Microcebus murinus (gray mouse lemur)
Lineage: Eukaryota; Metazoa; Chordata; Mammalia; Primates; Cheirogaleidae
Gene: GPATCH4
Product: G-patch domain containing 4
Cellular component (GO): nucleolus
Molecular function (GO): nucleic acid binding
Source: RefSeq, a predicted model, not a curated record
CCUCGGCCUCCCACAGUGCUAGGAUUACAGGCGUGAGCCAUCGCGCCCGGCCAAAGGUUGAGUAUUCAUCCUGGAAAAAUCAUGGCACAGGUAUCCUCCCCUUCCCUGCCUCCACGAAACCCUCAGGCCACUCUCGGCUUCGCUAGAGUUUUCCUUUUUCAUAUUUAUGCCCAGGACUAGCUCAGUGUAGGACCCAAAGCUGUUCUUGGCAUCCUGAGAGGGUCAGUUAGGACUGAAGUCCCUUGACUGCUCAAGCAAGGAUCGCAGGGAGAAAGCAAGUGGAACUGUCUCGGAACCUCCGGAAGUGGGCACGCUCCAGGGCCCAGUUUCCAGGGUAACCAUACUGGCAAGUUGGCUCCCACAAUCAUUUCUCCUGGGAGGACUGUGAUUUUGGUUUCCGGGGGCAUCUCUAUGGUUUCGAUGGCCUAGAAGGACCGAAGCGGCAUUUCCGGGAAGAUGGCGGCGCGCACAUCAGGUAUGGCACAUGUUUCAACGGAGAGGACCCCGCAAUGACGUGAGAGUUUGAGGACACUUUUUUCUCACCAUGAGUGUCACCCCAGAGGUCAAGAGUCAUGGGAUGAAGUUUGCUGAGGAGCAACUGCUAAAGCAUGGAUGGACUCAAGGCAAAGGCCUGGGCCGGAAGGAGAAUGGCAUCACCCAGGCCCUCAGGGUGACACUGAAGCAAGACACUCAUGGGGUGGGACACGACCCUGCCAAGGAGUUCACAAACCACUGGUGGAAUGAGCUCUUCAACAAGACUGCAGCCAACUUGGUAGUGGAGACUGGACAGGAUGGAGUACAGAUAAGGCGCCUUUCUACGGAGACCACCUGUCGUAAUCCUCCCAAGCCCAACUUGCUGUAUCAGAAGUUUGUGAAGACGGCUACCCUGACUUCAGAUGGAGAGAAGCCAGACAAAGACAUGGAGAGCUGCAGUGACGAUGACAACCAGAGGCCCAACCCCCCAAAGAUUCUGACGGAUGAGAUGCUGCUCCAAGCCUGUGAGGGGCGAACAGCACACAAGGCUGCCCGUCUUGGGAUUACGAUGAAGGCCAAGCUUGCUCGGCUGGAGGCCCAGGAGCAGGCCUUCCUGGCUCAUCUCAAAGGCCAAGACUCUCAGGCUUCUCAACCACAGUCAGAGAGCAAGCCCCCCAAAAAGAAGAAAAAGAAAAGGAAACAUAAAGAGGAGGAAGAGGCUACAGCAUCUGAAAGGAAUGCAGAUGAGAAGCACCCAGAACACACUGACCAGAGCACCAGGAAAAGCAAGAAGAAGAAAAGGCAACAUCAAGAACAAAUGGUCUCAGAUAAGAGAGAGGGAACAACUGUAGGGAAUGAGGAGGAGGAAGCUACAGGAACAAGUGAGCUUAGGGAAUUGAAGAGCAGAGAGCAAACCGAUCAGUCCCCCAGGAAAAGGAAGAGAAAGAAGAAGCAGCACCAUGGAGAGGAGAAGACGGGAGUCUUGGAUGAAGGAGGAAGAGGUAAGGCUACAGGUGCUGUCAGGACCGAGGCGGUAGAGAGCACAGUGUACACUGACCCGUGCAGCAGAAGCAAGAAGAAACGGCACUGUGAGAAGGAUUUGAACUUAGAGGAUGAAGAAGUUGGGGACUGUUUUGGACAGUGGGACCAGGGACACAGAGAACAGAGCAUGCAGUGAUGGAGGAAGGAGAAGCAAGAAGAAAACACGGCGACAUCGAGAGGAGGAGGAAGUCGUCAAUGUAGGGGAUGAAAGAGAUGAGGGGGAUGGCAGGAC